Molecule: messenger RNA, 1820 nt
Organism: Drosophila arizonae
Lineage: Eukaryota; Metazoa; Arthropoda; Insecta; Diptera; Drosophilidae
Product: luciferin 4-monooxygenase
Molecular function (GO): CoA-ligase activity
Source: RefSeq, a predicted model, not a curated record
GCUAAUCUCGGCGUAAAAGCUGAAUUAUUAGGAUUGUGCUUUUUGCCUCAAGAACAGUUGGUUAUAGAAGCCGCACUGGGACGGAGCGUGCCAAUUCUCUCUUCAAGUUAUAACUAGAAAAAUCUUUUAAUUCAUAAUGACUUCAACAUUGUUGCCCGGCAAUAUCGUUUAUGGAGGCCCAAUACCCGUCCGGGAGGCCCAGGAGUAUCGCUCCUUGGGGCAGCUAAUAAUGGAUAGAUAUAAAAGUUUUGGCAAUCAAACGGUUAUGAUUGAUGCUGUCAGCGGCACUGAAUAUACCGGAAAGUUUUUGUAUGAUUCGAUUGUAAGAUUGGCACAAAUCCUCCAGAAACUCGGCAUAAAGCACAACGAUGUCGUUGGGUUGUCCAGUGAGAAUAGCGUGAAUUUUGCUAUAGCCAUGUUUGCUGGGUUUGCUGUGGGUGCGACUGUUGCGCCAUUAAAUGUCACCUACUCAGAACGUGAGGUUGACCAUGCCAUAAAUUUGUCGCAUCCAAAGAUCAUAUUCGCCUCAAAGAUCACCGUUGACCGCAUCGCAAAGGUGGCCAAACAGAAUAAAUUUGUUAAAGCAAUUAUUGCACUGAGCGGCUCUUCCACAAAUCAUCCAAAGGUAUAUUCCUUCACGGAUUUGAUGAACAGUGACAAGUAUAAGACGAAACCAGAAUUCACUUCACCUGCGGCAAACAAAACCGAGGAUGUGGCAUUAAUUGUAUGCUCCUCGGGCACCACUGGUCUGCCCAAAGGCGUUCAGUUGACACAGUUUAAUCUAUUGGCCACGAUCGACUCUCAAAUUCAGCCAACUAUGAUACCAUUCAACGAGAUCACUCUACUCACUGUCAUUCCGUGGUUCCAUGCUUUUGGCUGCCUGACGCUAAUCACAACGGCUACGAUGGGCACUCGACUAGUAUAUUUGCCCAAAUUCGAAGAAAAUCUGUUCCUCUCCGCCAUUGAGAAAUACCGUGUCAUGAUGGCGUUUAUGGUGCCACCACUGAUGGUCUUCUUAGCCAAGCAUCCGAUUGUAGAUAAGUACGAUCUGUCCUCGCUAAUGGUUUUACUUUGUGGCGCUGCCCCGCUCAGCCGUGAAACCGAAGAUCAGAUCAAGGAGCGAAUUGGUGUGCCAUUCAUUCGUCAGGGGUACGGACUGAGCGAGUCGACGCUGAGUGUCCUGGUACAGACCGAUGACUAUUGCAAGCCUGGUAGCGUUGGCGUACUCAAGGCUGGCAUCUAUGCCAAGGUCGUUGAUCCGGACACUGGUAAAAUAAUGGGACCGAACGAACGUGGCGAGCUUUGUUUCAAGGGUGAUGGCAUUAUGAAGGGCUACAUUGGUGACAGCAAGUCCACACAGAGCGCCAUUCGGGACGGCUGGUUACACACUGGUGAUAUUGGCUAUUUUGACGAUUCACUCGAGUUCUUUAUUGUGGAUCGCAUUAAGGAGCUUAUCAAAUAUAAGGGCUUCCAGGUGCCGCCGGCAGAAAUAGAAGCGCUGCUACUAACCAAUGAGAAAAUCAAGGAUGCUGCUGUCAUUGGCAAACCGGAUGAAGAGGCUGGCGAACUCCCAAUGGCAUUUGUGGUCAAACAGGCGAAUACCCAACUCACCGAGGAAGAUGUGAUCAAUUUUGUGAACGAACGUGCCUCGCCUGCAAAACGUCUGCGGGGCGGCGUAGUUUUUGUGGACGAGAUACCCAAAAAUCCCAGUGGCAAAAUAUUGCGUCGCAUCCUACGCGAUAUGCUUAAGAAACAAAAAUCCAAAUUGUAAGCCUCACGAUGCAUAGAAUCACUCUCAGCAAACUAAUCGUAUGUGAGGC